Messenger RNA from Cucumis melo (muskmelon), 1462 nucleotides. RefSeq names its product deoxyhypusine synthase-like. Gene Ontology annotation, molecular function: deoxyhypusine synthase activity. Gene Ontology annotation, cellular component: cytoplasm. The transcript has 8 exons. NCBI's taxonomy places the organism in Eukaryota, Viridiplantae, Streptophyta, Magnoliopsida, Cucurbitales, Cucurbitaceae. The record is from RefSeq and is a predicted model, not a curated record. Bases 132 to 1250 code for a protein of 372 amino acids. Gene Ontology annotation, biological process: peptidyl-hypusine biosynthetic process.
GAGAUAUAUUCUCCCAACUUAGAUGGGCAUAAAUAUCAAAGAGAGCCACUGCUGGUUCAACAUUAGCACCAUAUCUUUUUCUUUUCUCGUUCAAACUCUUUGUUUCUCCUCGAAGUGACACAUUACGUCAAAUGGAUGACAAUAAUGUUUUAGCAUCUGUGCGUGCUGCAGUUUUUAAGGAAUCAGAGAAUCUUGAGGGUAAAAGCAUCAAAAUUAAGGGAUAUGACUUCAAUCAAGGACUAAACUACUCCAACCUUAUAAGGUCCAUGAUCUCUACUGGAUUUCAAGCCUCCAAUUUGGGAGAUGCCAUAGAAGUCGUCAAUCAAAUGUUAGAUUGGAGGCUUGCUCAUGAGAAUGUGAUUGAAGAUUGUUCUGAGGAGAAGAAGGAUCCAAUCUUUAGGGAGUCGACGAGGUGCAAAGUGUUUCUUGGUUUCACUUCCAAUCUUAUUUCUUCUGGUGUUAGAGACACAAUUCGUUAUCUUGUUGAACACCAUAUGGUUGAUGUGAUUGUCACUACAACUGGUGGUAUUGAAGAAGAUCUUAUAAAAUGUAUUGCUCCCACAUAUAAAGGUGACUUUUCUCUUCCUGGAGCAUUUCUUCGAUCAAAAGGGCUUAAUCGCAUCGGUAAUUUAUUAGUUCCUAAUGAUAACUACUGCAAAUUUGAGGAUUGGAUAAUCCCAAUUUUGGAUCAGAUGUUGAAGGAACAACGUGAAGAGAAUGUACUCUGGACCCCGUCCAAGGUAAUCCGACGCUUGGGAAGAGAAAUAAAUGACAAGAGUUCGUAUCUUUAUUGGGCCUAUAAGAACAAUAUUCCAGUCUUCUGUCCAGGAUUAACAGAUGGCUCAUUAGGAGAUAUGUUGUACUUCCACUCUUUUCGUAAUCCUGGAUUGAUUAUUGACAUCAUUCAAGACAUUAGGGCCAUGAAUGGUGAAGCUGUUCAAGCAAGUCCAAGAAAGACUGGGAUGAUAAUUCUAGGUGGGGGACUCCCUAAACAUCAUAUAUGCAAUGCCAAUAUGAUGCGUAACGGUGCAGAUUAUGCUCUCUUCAUCAACACCGCUCAAGAGUUUGAUGGAAGUGACUCAGGAGCCUGCCCCGAUGAAGCUGUCUCCUGGGGCAAAAUUCGAGAUUCGGCUAAGACUGUCAAGGUGCAUUGCGAUGCAACAAUCGCUUUCCCGUUGCUUGUAGCAGAAACAUUUGCCUUAAGAAGAGAAAAGGAGAAGAAGGUCAAUGUUGGAGUCUUAGAGAGCUGAUUCGUAUUAAUAAUAUGAAUAUUGAUUAGUUAUCCUUACAAUUGGAUUAUGGUGUGCUGUGAACUCUGGCUUUAAAACACAAUAACUUAUUGAAAAUCUAGGGAGAUUCUAGUCCAGAAAUACCACCUACAUGGAGAUGUUCUUUCUAUGAAAUGGAGUAUAUUGUUUAACUAUGAAUUUUUAGAAUAAAAUUUAAUUAUAUAUUAGAAAUC